GUCAUCUGGUUGAAUGAAGCAAGACGUGUGGUUUUAAAGUGCGAUGCGCACAAACAUCCUGCACAAACAAUCAGUCGAGCAUGGAGAUAACAACACUCUGCACUAUUGUCGCCUCCAUGACAGUCGUCCCCAACAGAUCCCAGUUCUUCAUGUACGAGUCGGUGGCGCUGAGCUGUGCGGAGGCGGGGAGCGUGAAGAGGAACACGACCCUGCACGUGAGCGAAGAGUGCUCCGUGAGCUGGGGGAAAAGAAACAAGUCCCACUGCUUCAUCAGCGACCUCCACACGUUCGACACCGGGGCGUACUGGUGCGAGGUCGGAGGGGCCGGAGGGGUCGGAGGGGUCGGAGGGGUCGGAGGGGCCGGAGGGGUCGGAGGGGUCGGAGGGUGCGGCCGUGCCGUCAACAUCACGGUGACCGGAGGCUCUGUGAUCCUGGAGAGUCCUGUCCUCCCCGUGCAGGAGGGACAACCUGUGACUCUCCGCUGCACCAGCCAGAAUUCGUCCUCCUCCGAUCUCGUCCAAUUCUAUAAAGACGGCGUCCUCGUCGGCCCGACGGGACACAUGACCAUCCGCAGUGUUUCGAAGUCCCACGAAGGUCUCUACACGUGCAACAUCCUCGGAGUCGGAGAGUCGCGAGCCAGCUGGCUGGCUGUCAGAGCCAGCCGACCUGCUGAAUCUUCUCGUUUCCCUUUUGCAUGCGUUCCACUUCCUGUGGUGGCCGUCUGCCUCAUGCUGGCCUCCGCGAUGCUGCUGCGCUUCUGGAGGAACCGCAAAGGUAAAAUCAACUCGGGCGUGUCGUACACGGACGUGUCCAUUAUGCCGCAGAAUGUGCCACCAAAGAAGGCCGGAGAAAUGCAUAAUUCAUCAACCUUCUACUCAACACUCAAACCAUGAAGCACCUGAUGGGAAACAGAACCAGUGUUGACGUUUCAUACUCUUACGUAUGAAGCUGAAGAAAUAUUCGAUGUCUGUUGGAUUACAGUUUUUUUUUAAACUUUUUUCUUCCCCACACUUUGCUGCAAAUUGUAAGAAAUUCACCUCAGCUUUUUCAAAUUUAUUUUUAUUUUUUAUUUCUCCACCUGCACAGGUUUUAUUUGUAUUUUUUAAGUCUCUUAUUAUAAAUAUCCUUGAAAUAUGUCUACCGUUUAACCUUUAAAGCAAUAAAAGGGAGAGCUCAGUUUAACCUCUUUGUUAUAGCCUUGAACACACGUCAAUCCUUAUGCUGAUGAUGCACCCCACUUUAUUAAUGUCUGCGUGUUAUGUUUCUGCUAUGAUCUCACACCUGAGGAACAGAAACUGUUUUCUUUUAAAUUAAUUACUGUUCCCGGUUGCGUUCACAUCACUGUGUUUAAAUGUGUGUUUAGGAUCUGCUUCGUGUUAACAUAUCAUUUUUAAUUUUAAUCAAAAGAGGGGGAAUAUGACAUUUUUGGGGAAUACUCUUGUUUUUGUUUUCUGGCCCCAUGAGUUAGACGUCCACAUGGAAGCUAUAGCAAGACAUUAAAGUUCUCAAUCCAACAAAUACAACACAAUUCCUCAUA
Messenger RNA from Cyclopterus lumpus (lumpfish), 1537 nucleotides. RefSeq lists its product as uncharacterized. NCBI's taxonomy places the organism in Eukaryota, Metazoa, Chordata, Actinopteri, Perciformes, Cyclopteridae. Gene Ontology annotation, molecular function: transmembrane signaling receptor activity. The record is from RefSeq and is a predicted model, not a curated record. The transcript is spliced from 7 exons. Gene Ontology annotation, biological process: cell surface receptor signaling pathway. The coding region runs from base 81 to 893 and encodes 270 amino acids.